AUGCCAGCGGAGCCAGAUUGGAGUGCAAUCCAAGCCUCUCUGCGGGUGUUGAAUGUGGCGAAAACGAUUUACCCUGCGAUUCUUGUCGUCGUUUUUGUCGUCGCGUUCGUCUACCAUGGCAUCAAGACUGCCCCCGAUGAUGCGGGCAAGGUCAAAAUUCGCCCCAUGCGAGGUCCGGGCGGACGACCUCUCCCAAUCCGAAGGAAGUCCGCCAAUCAAGUGAAGGAAGCUGCGGCGGUGCAAGACCUCUCACCGGCAGUCAAGAACGUAUUCAAGGUCGGCCAGGUCAUUGUCAUCUUGACCUUUUUGGGCAAUGCGGCGAUCUUGCUUUUUGAGAUCUUGCUGAAUCGAAAAGACGAGUGGUGGCCUGGGAAGAAUGCCGUGAUCUAUGUCAUCGCGUCAACGUUCCUCUGGCUCGUUGUCUUCAUUUCUAUCCUGGAUACGAAACCCUCCCCAAACUCCGCCCACUUUGUCACAUGGCUCUGCGCGGUGCCUCUGGAGGUCGUUAUCGUCGCGGCUAGUCUCCGAAUAUAUACCGCACCCCAUCACGAGCCCCGGGUGGGCAACCAGCAAGGAGGCAAGUAUAGGGAGAGAAUUACGGGAUGGGAGACGCUCGAAGUCGUUGUCAAUCUUGGCCGACUCAUUUUCCUCCUCGGCUUGUCAGUACUCUUCCUUGCCCUCAAGUUUAAUUGGGAUAGACCCAAGGAGUCGGCUUCAGCCACCCAGGAUGAGAGGAGCCCGUUACUCGGCCGCGACACUGAAGCCGGGGUGCGCCCAAAUGGUCAUGCUCGUCAUGGAGACGCCCGAAACACUCCGUCAUCAGAACCCAAGGAGCAAGUGGACGCUUGGGCCAAGCCAACUGAAGUUCCAAAUAUUACUUGGUUUGCAUAUCUGAGAGGUUUCCUCUUGCUGAUACCAUAUCUCUGGCCUAAAAAAUCCUUCAAGCUACAACUUCUUGCGGGUAGCUGCUUUCUCAUCAUGAUCAGCCAGCGAGUUAUCAAUGUCUUCGUCCCUGUCAUGGUAGGCAAAAUCACCGAUGCCCUCUCCGGCGAUGACGGCCGUGGAGUUCGGGCCCCUUGGUUGGAUAUCGCUUUGUACAUCAUGUUUAGAUGGCUUCAAGGCUCGCAGGGGAUCCUCAGCGCAGCUAGGUCGAUACUCUGGAUUCCUGUCGAGCAGUACUCGUACCGCGCGAUUUCAACAGCUGCCUUCGAACAUGUGCAUGGUCUGAGCGCGGAGUUUCACACGGGAAAGCGCACUGGCGAGUUGAUCUCGGCUUUGAACAAGGGAAGCUCGAUCAACUCAUUUCUCGAAAUGGUGACUUUCCAAGUUGGCCCAAUGGUUUUUGAUCUUGUGGUCGCGGUCGUGUACCUCACCAUCAAGUUCGACGCGUACCUGGGCCUGGUUGUCGCCAUUGUCACAUUUCUAUACAUCUAUGUCACCAUCCGUCUUGCGUCAUGGCGAGUCACCCUGCGCCGAAACUACGUCAAUGCCCAGAGAGAGAUGGAAGCAGUGAAAAACGAUUCCCUGCACUCUUGGGACACGGUGAAAUACUUCAACGCGGAAGAGUACGAGUUUAACCGGUACAGAUCCUCGAUCAAGCUCAUGCAGAGCUUCGAAUACUGGGUGGACGUCACCCUGGCCUACAUGAACACGGUGCAGGGUGCACUCUUCAUGGUUGCCCUGCUGAUCGCCAGCUUCAUUGAAGCCUUCGAAGUUGCGCAAGGUGAUCAGACCGUGGGCAACUUUGUGCUUCUGAUAACCUACAUGGCUCAGUUGCAGGGCCCUUUGAAUUUCUUUGGGACUUUCUACCGGGCGAUCCAAUCCAAUCUAAUCAACGCGGAGAGGAUGCUGGAACUUUUCAAAGAACAACCACAUGUUAUCGACCGAGAAGGCGCCGAGGAGCUGGUAGAAUGUUCUGGCGAUAUCAUAUUCGACAAUGUGAGCUUCGGUUACAACAAACAGAAACCGGCCCUUGACCGACUGAGUUUCCGCUGUCCGCCAGGGACCACCACCGCACUUGUUGGUGAAUCGGGUGGUGGUAAGAGUACUAUCAUGAGACUGAUUUUCCGCUACUAUAAUCCAGACUCGGGGCAAAUCAAGGUCGAUGGUAAAGAUGUCCAAGAUAUCACCAUUGACUCAUUGCGAAGAUUCAUCGGCGUUGUACCUCAGGAUUGCAACAUGUUCAAUGAGUCGAUCAUGUACAAUCUUCGAUAUGCCAACCAAAACGCCACGGAUGAAGAGAUAUUCGAAGCUUGCAAAGCGGCCUCGAUCCAUGACCGAAUCAUGGAGUUCCCCAACGGCUACGACACAAAAGUUGGCGAACGAGGGGUGCGCCUUUCUGGUGGGGAACGUCAACGGGUUGCGAUAGCCCGAACGAUCCUCAAAAACCCUCGCAUCACCAUGCUUGACGAAGCCACUGCAGCCCUCGAUACGGACACGGAGGAGAGAAUUCAGGAGUCUUUCAACACUCUCGCUGAAGGACGGACGAUGAUCAUCAUCGCCCAUCGCCUCAGCACCAUCGUAAACGCUAACCAGAUCCUGGUUCUUUCUAAUGGAACCGUGAUCGAAAGCGGAACGCACGAGGAACUCAUCGCCUUGGGGGGCAGAUAUGCAAGCAUGUGGCGGAAGCAGUCAAGAGCCGAGAAGGCCGCCGCAGAGGCUGCCGAGCUAAGAACUCGAGCGAAGAAGGCGUUGGAAGAGGCAGAGGCUGACAGUGCCAGUGUCAGUGAAGAAGAGGUCGAGCAAUCCAAGAAGCGCGACAAGGGCCAGUGGUCCAAGGGCCAUAAGAGGGUCAAUUUCAGCGAAAGCAGUCAUCUGCGGGCGAAUUGGACAAUGGAUGAGCACGAUCGAGACGGUGACGACCGAUCAGACACCUCCCAGACGGGACAUGGGGAUGGCGGACACGGCCAUUCGGGAAAGCCUCCGGGCCACCCUUGA
Molecule: messenger RNA, 2937 nt
Organism: Fonsecaea erecta
Lineage: Eukaryota; Fungi; Ascomycota; Eurotiomycetes; Chaetothyriales; Herpotrichiellaceae
Exons: 2
Coding region: 1-2937 (978 amino acids)
Biological process (GO): transmembrane transport
Cellular component (GO): membrane
Molecular function (GO): ATP binding; ATP hydrolysis activity; ABC-type transporter activity
Source: RefSeq, a predicted model, not a curated record